Messenger RNA from Plasmodium cynomolgi strain B, 774 nucleotides. Its product is annotated as N-myristoyltransferase. The annotation marks the transcript as partial. The record is from RefSeq and is a predicted model, not a curated record. Gene Ontology annotation, cellular component: cytoplasm. Gene Ontology annotation, biological process: N-terminal peptidyl-glycine N-myristoylation. Gene Ontology annotation, molecular function: glycylpeptide N-tetradecanoyltransferase activity. Lineage: Eukaryota; Apicomplexa; Aconoidasida; Haemosporida; Plasmodiidae. The transcript is spliced from 3 exons.
AAGGAAUUUUCCGGGAGAGACAUUUACCAGCUAAUAAAAAAUGCCAAGGACAAAAUUAAAAUUGAUUACAAGUUUUGGUACACGCAGCCUGUGCCUAAAAUAAAUGACGAGUUUAACGAAUCGGUGAACGAGCCAUUCAUAAGUGACAACAAAGUGGAGAAUGUCAGAAAAGAUGAGUACAAACUGCCGGCAGGGUACUCCUGGUACGUGUGCGAUGUGAAGGAUGAAAAGGACCGGAGCGAAAUUUACACGCUCUUAACAGACAAUUACGUAGAAGACGACGACAAUAUUUUCCGGUUUAAUUACUCUGCGGAGUUUUUACUAUGGGCUUUAACAUCUCCAAAUUAUUUAAAAACGUGGCACAUUGGCGUAAAGUAUGAUGCAUCGAAUAAGCUAAUCGGAUUUAUAAGUGCCAUUCCGACGGAUAUAUGCAUUCAUAAGAGAACGAUAAAAAUGGCAGAGGUCAAUUUCUUAUGUGUUCAUAAAACGUUGAGGUCCAAAAGACUAGCUCCCGUUUUAAUUAAAGAAAUUACAAGGAGGAUAAAUUUAGAAAAUAUAUGGCAAGCUAUUUACACAGCCGGAGUUUAUUUACCCAAGCCAGUAAGUGAUGCAAGAUAUUAUCACAGAUCUAUAAAUGUAAAGAAAUUAAUCGAAAUAGGUUUUUCUUCCUUGAACUCUAGAUUAACGAUGAGUAGGGCUAUUAAACUGUAUCGAGUUGAUGAUACUUUAAAUUUAAAAAAUAUGAGAUUAAUGAAGAAAAAAGACAUCGAAGGU